Messenger RNA from Eimeria necatrix, 3327 nucleotides. RefSeq lists its product as hypothetical. The transcript has 20 exons. Bases 1 to 3327 code for a protein of 1108 amino acids. Lineage: Eukaryota; Apicomplexa; Conoidasida; Eucoccidiorida; Eimeriidae. Gene Ontology annotation, molecular function: ATP binding; nucleic acid binding. The record is from RefSeq and is a predicted model, not a curated record.
AUGCAGUCAUUUACUGCGGAUCGCCGGCCGACGCAGGCGGUGUCGCGCGCCGCGAUCCGCGACCCGGAACACCGGAAAGCGUUCCGAUUCGAGCACUUCAACGCCAUGCAGAGCGCCUGCUUCGACGCCCUUUACAACUCCGACGCAAAUUACGUAAUUUCAGCCCCCACGGGCUCCGGAAAAACCCGCCGCAGCGCCCAAGACCGCAGCCACAGGCAAAGAGUCAUUUGCCUGUGCCCCACGAAGGCCCUCUGUGCAGAGCGAGCUCGAGAAUGGUCCGAUCGUCUGGGGCCUCUGGGCAUGUUUUGCUUCGAGUGGGUCUUCUUCUUUGCUGCUGCAGCGCAGCAGCAGCUGCAUUCAACCUUGCUGCUGCUGCAGCAGCAGCAGCAGCAGAUGAACUCAACUUUGCUUCCCAGGCUCACCGCCGACACUCUGGAGUCACCGCAGGCGCUGCCGCGCGCGCUGGCUGCUGCAGACAUCAUUGUGGCCACCCGGGCCCCCAAAGCCCCGGAAAAUGGGUUUAAUGGAGCUUUUUGGAGCCAGUUUGAACGCAGUUUGGACAAAAAAGUCCCCGAAGUCUUCAAAGCCCACAGCCAGGGCCGCCCCGCCCUCGUUUUUUGCGUCACCAAAAAGGGCUGCGAAAACGCCUGCGAGGCCCUCGCCCAGGCGGGGCUGCUGCUGGUCUGCAGCAGCAAGCAGCAGCAGGUGACGGUGAUGGUGGUGAUGGUGGUGAUGGUGAUGGUGGUGGUGGUGGUGGUGAUGAUGGUGAUGAGGAUGAGGACGCUGCUGCUGCUGCUGCUGCUGCUGCUGCUGCUGCUGCUGCUGCUGAGGAAUGUGCUGUUGCUGCUGUGUGUAGAGCUGGAAAAGCUGGCGAAAAUAAUGGACUCGAAAUAUGCGAAAUAUAUUCGAAAAGGAAUUUGUGUGCAUCACUCGGCGCUGCAGCAGCAGCAGCGAGCAGCAGUGGAGAGCCAGUUCUUGCAGGAGAACAUUCGAGUGCUCUGCACCACCAGCACUCUGGCCCAGGGAGUCAAUCUGCCGGCGAGACUUUGCAUCAUCAAGAGCACCUUCGCCUACAAGGAAGGCGUCUACAGGGAAUACGACGACAUAGAAAUGCUGCAGAUGAUCGGAAGGGCCGGAAGGCCCCAGUUCGACUCCUGCGGAGUGGCGGUGAUCAUGACGAGCGAAGAGAGCUGCGAGCGGUGGAAGCAGCUGUCUUCGGGUGUACAGACAGUCCAUUCCAAGUUGAAAUUCGAAUUUAUUGAACAUUUAAAUGCCGAAGUCUUUCUCGGAACUGUGCGGAGUUUGCAAGGGGCCACGGACUGGUUCGACGCCACUUUCUGGGGGGUUCAGACGCGAGCUGCAGCAGCAGCAGCAGCAGCAGCAGCGAGCCCAGCAGCAGCAGCAGCAGCAGCAGCAGCAGCCACCCACGCUGCGCACCAGAUGUACAAACAGGAACUCGACAAACUAGUUUCGCUGGGGCUGCUGCUGCUGAGCAGCUCGCAGCAGCUGUGCUGCAGCGCAGCAGGAGCAGCAAUGGCGCGCUGCAGCACGAAGCUGGAGACCAUGUCUUCAUUCUUGGCCGCGGAUCUGGACUCUUUGGAAAAAUUGGAAACUCAAGAUCUCCUCAGAGCCCUUUUGGAGCUGCUGGCAGCAGCAGCAGAAUUCAACGAGCUUCCUCCCAAACGGGAGCAGAAGCGCGCGCUGCGUGAGGUGUCCAGACACCCGAAGAUGAAGUGGGCGCUGAAAGAAGGCGGAAUAAAUUCAAAAGAAAAAUCUUUUGUUUUGAUGCAAGCAGCUCUUUGCGGAGUUCGAGUGGAGCAGUGGGAGCUGGAGUCUCAGAAGUUCAGUUUUGCGAAGAUCGGGGGAGUGCGCGCUGGCGAAGGGGAAAGGAAAGAUUUACAGCUGUCUGCAGCUGCUUUCCCGGAGCCUCCGAACCCGAAUUCCUUGGGACGCCACGGAGCAGCUGACGCAGCUGCCGGUCUGCAGCUGCUUUCCCGGAGCCUCCGAACCCGAAUUCCUUGGGACGCCACGGAGCAGCUGACGCAGCUGCCGGGCAUUGGAGAGCGGAUGUCUGCGCAGCUGCGCGCCAGCAACAUUUGCACUUUGGACGAAUUUGCUGCUGCUCCUGCUGCUGCAGUUGCUGCUGCAGUUGCUGCAGCAGCUGCUGCUGGUCUAGGGAGGGGCUCAAGGCUGGAGGCACUCCUACAACUCCAAAGGACUUGUGCUGCUCUCCCGCGGCUCAUUUUGAGUCUGCAGCAAAAGGGGGAAGUUGGCAGAAUAUCUUUGCUGCUGUUUACGCUGCAAGAUGAAGCCGGGGGGCCCCCGGGAGCGACCCCCAGCGAGGCCCCACCUGCUGCAGCAGCAGCAGCAGCAGCAGCAGCAGCAGCAGCAGCAGCAGCAGCACUUAGGAUAUCCUAUCAAAUCAUUUGCUACUCAGAAGGCGGGGGAGUUCAUUUAACUCGAAGAGUCUUCGGGACUUCUUUGCAAGAUCGCCAAGACUUGUAUUUCAAAGUGCCAAAAGCUGCUGCUGUCACUUGUGUUGCGCUGUGCAGAGAAUUCGUGGGGCUUGACGUCAAGGAAGAAAUGGCUGUCAAAUGCCCUGCAGCAGCAACAGCUGCUGCUGCUGCUGCUGCUGCUGCUGCUGCUGCAGUGCCGCGGCCUCUCGUCGAUUCGCUGCAGCAGCGACCGCAAUUUGCUGCAGGCGCCCAAAGCCAGAUUGCUUCCAACAGCUCUUCUGCUGCUGCUGCUGCUGCUGCUGCUGAUUGUCCCAGGCGUGGACCCGUUGCAGCAAGCCACUGCAACAGCAGCAGCAGCAGCAGUGGCUGCAGCAGGGCCCCUGCAAGGGGAGGGAAGCCAAACCCUGCAGCAGCAGCAACAGCAGCAGCAGCGCACAGCACGGCUGCUGCUGCUGAGGCCUCUAGACAGCAGCAAACCGCCAGAAAGAGCUCAGCUUUUGCAUGCGCCAACUUAAUUGCUGCUGAAGAAAGCAUGGAGGCCUUCGCCUAUAUGGAAGGCGCAGCAGCACGCAGCAGCUGCUGCAGUGGCUUUGUUGCUGCUGCUGCUGCAGCGCCAGCAGCCUGCCACGACACAGAAGACACACCAGCAGCAGCAGCAGCAGCAGCAGCAGCAGCGGCUACUGCUGGGGAGCAGCAGCAGGGAGGGGAGCGCAGCAAGAGGAGCUUGGGGGCCCCCCUUGAAGGGGAGGGGCCCCCCAGCAAAAGGCUGCCGCGUUCUCUUGCGACUUUGCGCAGCAAGACUGCUGGGGAGUGCGGCAGCAAAGAGUGUCGGCGGGAAAUGGAGUUGUUUUUGGGGUCUUUGGACUUGUGA